AUGUCUGGCCAAUCGACCUCUUUGGCGUGCCCGAAUACAAUGUUCGAGUUGUUGGAAUACCAGAAACCGGCAAGAUCUCAAGCCGAGAUGGUAGCCGUUGUUGAUACUGGCAUCGAUUACACGCAUCCUGCCUUGGGCAACAAUUGUGUUGGCAAGGGCUGUCUCGUGGCAUUCGGCACCGAUCUCGUUGGCGACGCCUACAACUGGAUAAACACACCGACACGGAUCACACGUUGCUGUAUUGUCGCUGCUCAGCCAAAUCCCCAUGGGUUUACUGGCGCGGCCCCUGAUGUCACCCUUGGCGCCUACCAUGUAUUUGGAUGUGACGGCCUAGCCAGCAAUGACAUUCUCAUCUCCGCCUUUAAUAAAGCUUUGGAGCAUGGUGCCCAGAUUAUUAGCGCAUCCAUCGUCGGGACCCGCGGCUGGACUGAAGAGCCCUGGACCGUCGCCGUUUCUCGGAUUGUUGAACAAGGCGUCCCCUGCGCCAUCUCGGUCGGCAACGAUGACGAUCAUGGACUCUUCUACAUAAGCACUGCCGCCAACGGCAAGGAAGUCACUGCCGUCGCGUCUUACGACAACAUUCUCACGCCCUCUGUGCACUUCCAUGCCGGCUACAGCGUCGAUGGCGGCAGAGCGACAGACUUCCUCUAUGUCCCCAGACCGCCGGCCCUUCAAGGAUACACCGUUCUUGUCCGUCGUGUUAUCUGUCUCUUUGCAGACAAGGCCGUCAACCAGGCCGCCAAAGGAGCCAAGUACAUGAUUGUUUAUAACAACGUUGCAGGCGACUUUGCCCCAACGCUGGGCGACUCUGCGUCUCUCAUGAAAGGCUCUGGCAUGGUCACCCCUGAAAUCGGUGCUUCGUGGGUGAAUAGCCUCAAGGCCGGGUCCAACAUUGACUUUGUCAGCUUUUCCAAGUCCCAGGCUGUUACAAGGAGCUAUGCCGUCUUGUCUGGUACCUCCAUGUCAUGCCCUAUCACGGCUGCCAUUAUUGCCCUAGUUUCGCAAGUCAGAGGCACGCGCGAUCCUCAACUCAUCCUCAACCUUCUCUCUGCUACCGCCAAUCCUCAGCUAUCCAAUGACGGCAAGCAGUUCUACAGCAGAUUUGCUCCGGCUGCCCAACAAGGCGGCGGUAUGUCUUUCUUCAAUGACGCCGACCGUCGGAUUCGCGAGCUUAGUCUCACCAUCACCGAUACCGGCGAGGAGCCGGCAACGUAUCGACUCGGCCAAGUCUCAUCCCUGGCCAUGUACACACUGCAAAAAGCCUCGGUAUAUCCAAUGGCCUUCCCCAACGAGGCAGCGGACUCCUACGCCAGUCUCAAAUUCUUGCAGGACAGCGUGACCGUCGCCCCCGGCGAGCAUGUAGUGGUGGACGUCGUGGCCAUACCACCCAGCGGCCUUGAUGCUACCCGUCUCGCCCUCUGGUCCGGCUACAUCACAGUCAACGGAACAGACGUCUCGUCCCUCUCGAUGCCGUACCAAGGCCUCAGCAGCUCCCUGCGCAACUCUACAGUGCUUGCCUCGGACCAGUCCUGGAUUUUCCACUCCAACUACUCCAAGAACUACGUCAAGGCGCCCGACAACACCACGUUCCUGCUUCCUGCCGCCGCAAACGACGUCCUUCCAGCAGUCUACGUUGGCCUCGCACUCGGGUCGUCCCAGGCGAAAAUCGACGUCGUGCCCAUGACUACGUGUCCGCCCUAG
Messenger RNA from Metarhizium acridum CQMa 102, 1701 nucleotides. The record is from RefSeq and is a predicted model, not a curated record. NCBI's taxonomy places the organism in Eukaryota, Fungi, Ascomycota, Sordariomycetes, Hypocreales, Clavicipitaceae.